CACUGCAGUUUGUCAAUAUUGACAAUUUGACAUGUCGUAUUCUCAGCCGGCUCUUUUGAUUUGUAAGUAUAACCUGCAAAAUGUUGUUGGCAGGUAUGCUGUACGGCUAUUUCGAAAAACUGAAAAGGCUUCUUGUGAUCAUGGUGGAUUACAAUCAAUGAAUGCCGUGCACCAGCCCAAGGUUAGUAUCGCAAGGUAUUUUUCAACUCUUGGUACCACAUCACUUACAAGAUGGUCAGUCAUCAACCAGUUGAAUGCAAGUUUUAAAAGCGAACGAUUCUAUUCCAAAGGGAAAGAAAAAGGCGACAAAAAGAAAAAAGGUCCAGUUCCUGUUAAUGAAAGUGAAAUAGGAGAACUUGUUAAUGUCUCAAGGUUAAAAGAAGAUCUUCAAAAAGGAUUGGAUCAACUCAAGAAUGACUACAUGAAACACUUGUCUUUGCGUUCAGCUUCUGGGUCAAUUGAGAACCUUCAAGUAGAUUUUGAAGGAGAAACUUAUACACUUCAAGAAAUAGCACAGAUUGGAAGGAAGGGACCUCAACUAAUAGUAGUCAAUUUAUCAAGCUUUCCAACAGUAAUGAAAGAUGUCCUAAAAGCUCUUAAUGAUUCUGGUAUGGGCCUGAAUCCACAACAGGAUGGGACAACAAUUUUCAUCCCUGUUCCCAAAGUUACGAAAGAAUAUCGUGAAAGUCUUGCCAAAAAUGCAAAGACUUUGUUCCAGAAAUUUAAGGAUCACAGCCGAGACGUACAAAACAAAUACAUUCGGGAAGUAAAGAAAAAAGAAAAGGAAGUUUCUUCUGAUCUAGCACAUUCUGUUCAGCAACAAAUUCAUAGCAUGGCUGAGCUGUAUGUUUCUGAAGGCGAAAAAGUCAUGAUUGCUAAACAAAAUGAGUUAUUGGGGAAGGAUUAAAAUAUCUUAAUUGUGAAAUAACUGUGCCAUGCUGUCUCCACCUGUAACUCAUUUUCUUAGUAAGUAUAAUCUCUGAACAACACUA
This is a messenger RNA of Daphnia carinata, 992 nucleotides long. RefSeq names its product ribosome-recycling factor, mitochondrial-like (gene mRRF1). Gene Ontology annotation, molecular function: ribosomal large subunit binding. NCBI's taxonomy places the organism in Eukaryota, Metazoa, Arthropoda, Branchiopoda, Diplostraca, Daphniidae. The record is from RefSeq and is a predicted model, not a curated record. Gene Ontology annotation, biological process: translation. The transcript has 4 exons. Gene Ontology annotation, cellular component: mitochondrion. The coding region runs from base 32 to 907 and encodes 291 amino acids.